AUGGGAAGUUGUUCUGGGUUAUGUUCAAAAUUUACUGUUGAAAAACCAAUUAUACUUAAUGUUUCAGAGAUUGAAGUUGUUGAAGGGGCCCUUAGUGAUGAAUAUUAUCAUCUGUCAGCUUAGAUGUCUUAACAAGUGGAGGAUAAACAGAUUUUAAGAUUAGAGACAGGUGCAAUAUAUGAGGGAGAAUUAUUGAAUGGAGUAAGACAUGGCAGAGGAAAACAAAUAUGGCCUGAUGGUAAAUAAUUUAAUGAAAAAAGGAUCAUAUUAUAUAGGAGAUUUUGUUAAUGAUAAGGCUUAAGGUCAUGGUAAAUUAGUGAAUAUAAGUGGUAAUAUAUAUGAAGGAUCAUGGAUGGAUGAUAAGGCAAACGGAGUUGGAAAAUUUAUGAGUACGGAUGGAUCAUAUUAUGAAGGUGAAUGGUUGAAUGAUAAAUAACAUGGAUUUGGAAAAGAAUAAUGUUCAAGUAAAUUUAGAAAGCAAUUAUUAUGUAGAUGGCUCUUUUUAUGAAGGAGAAUUUUAUAAGGGUGCUAGACAUGGCAAGGGAAAACUAGUUACUAAAGAUGGAUGUCAGUAUGUAGGAACUUUUGAAAAUGGAGUAAUCAGUGGAAAAGGUAUAUAUGUAUAUCCAACUGAGAUAAGGUACAUAUAAAUGGGCAGAUGGGAAAACCUAUGAAGGAGAUUUCAAACAUGGACAAUUAUGGGGUAAAGGAGUUAUGAGAUGGGAGGAUGAUCGAGAAUAUAUAGGAGAGUUUAAAGAGGAUAAAAGACAUGGGUUUGGAACCUACAAGUGGAAUGGAAGAAAAUAUAUGGGAGAAUGGUUAAAUGGAUAAUAGCAUGGAAAAGGUGUAUAUAUUAGAGAAGAUGGAUAACAAAGAGAAGGAAUCUGGCAAUAUGGAAUUAGAGUAAGGUGGAAUGAUAAGAUAUAAACCUAAUAAGAAUAGGAAACUACUCAAAAUUGA
Molecule: messenger RNA, 960 nt
Organism: Paramecium pentaurelia
Lineage: Eukaryota; Ciliophora; Oligohymenophorea; Peniculida; Parameciidae
Source: the annotation of a GenBank genome assembly